CUCAGAAGAGAAGGAAUGAGGCAAUAUGGUGAAUGCUUGAAUUCCUGCCCUUCAGGGUACUACGGUCUCCGAGCCCCAGAUAUGAACAGAUGUUCAAGAUGCAGAAUAGAGAACUGCGAUUCUUGCUUUAGCCGAGACUUUUGCACAAAGUGCAAGCCUGGGUUUUAUCUCUACCGAGGCCGAUGCUUUGGAGAAUGUCCUGAUGGCUUUGCGCCCUUAGAGGAGACAAUGGAAUGUGUGGAAGGCUGCGAAGUGGGUCCAUGGAGUGAAUGGGGAACUUGCAGCCGAAAUAACAAGACGUGUGGAUUUAAGUGGGGUUUAGAAACAAGAACAAGGCAGAUUGUGAAAAAGCCAGCAAAGGACACGAUACCAUGCCCAACGAUUGCAGAAUCCAGAAGAUGUAAAAUGGCGCUGAGGCACUGUCCAGGAGGAAAGAGGACACCGAAGACAAAGGAUAAGAGGAAGAAGAAAAAGAAUUUAAUGGAAAGAGCGCAGAAGCAACACAGCCUCUUCCUCGGCACAGACCGAGCUGGUCAAUAG
Molecule: messenger RNA, 540 nt
Organism: Gekko japonicus
Lineage: Eukaryota; Metazoa; Chordata; Lepidosauria; Squamata; Gekkonidae
Gene: RSPO2
Product: R-spondin 2
Exons: 4
Coding region: 16-540 (174 amino acids)
Source: RefSeq, a predicted model, not a curated record